AUGCACGGCGCAAACCGCGCGUUGCACCUCGCUGUGGCCUGCCGUACUUCGAGCGGUAUCCACCUGACCCUCGCCAAGGCGUAUCUCUCGCACGGUAUGCACGUCGUCAUGGGAGAGAACGACGAGGUGCGCCUGUCUGCCGCGCUGCUCACCGUCCUGCACGCCAAUACUAGGGUAGGCCGGUCGACGAGCACUGGCGCCCGGGAGCACAUCCUCAACAUCAACGUCCCGGGCGUCGUCAACGGACGGCAUAGAAACGUCUCCAAAGCGCCCGGCAAGGUGUACACGGAGAACCUCGCGCACGAGCUGCGCCCAGAACAAGGACGGCAUGGUCGACACCAAGCUGCUCGUACCAUGAUGCCAGGAGAAACACAAAUCUUCCCGUUUUGCACGGAAUCACGCCUGCAAAUGAGGAUCUACUCGACUUGCAGAGUUGGAGCAGAGAGCGGCAAGCCCAAGCCCGACGGCGCAUUGACGCCCAAGCAGACGGUCGAAUGCUUGCUCAAGAAGGCGUCAUAG
Messenger RNA from Tilletiaria anomala UBC 951, 519 nucleotides. RefSeq lists its product as uncharacterized. NCBI's taxonomy places the organism in Eukaryota, Fungi, Basidiomycota, Exobasidiomycetes, Georgefischeriales, Tilletiariaceae. The record is from RefSeq and is a predicted model, not a curated record. Bases 1 to 519 code for a protein of 172 amino acids. The transcript has 3 exons.